This is a messenger RNA of Cicer arietinum (chickpea), 1540 nucleotides long. RefSeq names its product probable ADP,ATP carrier protein At5g56450. Gene Ontology annotation, cellular component: mitochondrial inner membrane. Gene Ontology annotation, biological process: mitochondrial ADP transmembrane transport; mitochondrial ATP transmembrane transport. The record is from RefSeq and is a predicted model, not a curated record. Lineage: Eukaryota; Viridiplantae; Streptophyta; Magnoliopsida; Fabales; Fabaceae. Gene Ontology annotation, molecular function: ATP:ADP antiporter activity.
AAAAAUCGAGAGUGUGUCAAUGGAAGACAAAGAAAGUCAAACGGAAUAACCAUACGAAUUCCUCCCUUCUCAGCCGCCAUACCAUAUCACAAAUUCAACCAACUUUGCACGAUUCCUUGUUCUUUUAAUUUCUCUAUACACGCACACCACACGCCUUAUGGAAUGAAUGCUCAUAACAUAAAAGGAUAAGCUUUCUUUCAACGUUGAUAGCUGAAAGUGAAAUCACCCAGGAUUAGGUUAAGUCUAUUCAUUAAAACGAUGGUUACCGUGUACCCUUUUGAGCAAAGUUUGUGAAUUUACGGAAGAAAAAUCAAAUAAAUAAAGUAGCGGCGAAUCGAAGGAUGAGCGGCGAGGAUGAUGACCCAGAAGAAAAAAGAUUGAAAUUAAGAGAAGAAGCGUUGAAUUUGAAGAGUUCUUAUUCUUCUUCUCGGUUCAAUAAUUUUCAACGCGAUCUUAUGGCUGGUGCGGUUAUGGGUGGUGCGGUGCAUACAAUUGUGGCCCCGAUUGAAAGGGCUAAGCUUUUGUUGCAGACACAAGAGAGUAACUUGGCUAUUGUUGCAAGUGGUCGUCGAAAAUUCAAAGGGAUGUUUGAUUGUAUUAUUCGCACUGUUAGGGAAGAAGGUAUUAUCUCUUUGUGGCGUGGUAAUGGUAGCAGUGUUCUUCGUUAUUAUCCUUCUGUUGCACUCAAUUUCUCUCUUAAGGAUCUUUAUAAAAGCAUAUUAAGGGGUGGAAACUCUAAUGCUGAUAAUAUUUUCUCCGGUGCAUCUGCUAAUUUUGUUGCUGGGGCUGCAGCAGGUUGUACAUCACUUGUCUUGGUAUACCCCCUCGAUAUCGCACACACUCGCCUUGCUGCUGACAUUGGAAGGACAGAAGUACGCCAAUUCCGAGGCAUUUACCAUUUCUUGGCUACUAUAUUCCAUAAGGACGGGGUUCGGGGUAUUUACAGGGGCCUUCCCGCAUCACUUCAUGGUAUGGUGAUACACAGAGGUCUUUACUUCGGAGGGUUUGAUACUAUAAAAGAAAUAUUGUCUGAAGAAUCUAAACCUGAGCUGGCAUUGUGGAAGCGAUGGAUGGUAGCUCAAGCAGUCACAACCUCGGCCGGUCUUAUAUCUUAUCCGUUAGACACGGUUCGUAGGAGGAUGAUGAUGCAGUCUGGAAUGGAACGGCCGGUGUACACUAGCACCCUCGACUGCUGGAGGAAAAUCUAUAGAACAGAAGGAUUGAUUUCAUUUUACCGCGGAGCGGUUUCGAAUGUGUUUAGGAGCACCGGCGCAGCAGCUAUCUUAGUCUUGUAUGAUGAAGUCAAGAAAUUUAUGGACUGGGGGAGAUUGUAAAAGAAGCACCAGCCUACGUAGUUAGUUCAUUUCAUUUUGAUACCGGGUACUUCAAUACAAAUUUAUUAUAACAACCUUUUAUUUUAUACAUUUAUUGAGGCUUAGGAUAUUUUUUGUAAAUUACAAAUGAGCUCCAUUAUAGUUCAUUUGAAAAUGCAUCUUGAAUGGCAUUCCAACUCAAAUGCAUGCUUGUUAACUAUAUUUAA